GCCCGUCGCCGGGAGCGACUCCUCUCACGGAAGCAGGGCUACUCCUGGCGGGCCGAGGUGGAAGCGGCUCAGAGACAAAGGCAAGGGGACCCCGUGGAGCCCGCUGAGCCCAAGAGGGCUGAGAAGACGGACGACGAGGUCCAGGAUGCAGCCACGAAGCGGAGGCUGCAGAUCGAGGAGCAGCAAAGGAAGCGCAGGGAAGAAGAAGAGAGGCGCAAGCAGUCUGCGAACUCGGACGUUGACAAAGCUGUUUCUGGAAACGAGACGUACGAGGAGAAGAAGCUGCGGCUUAUGGCCCUUGCCCGAAAGAAGCGUGAGGAAGUGGCGGCUACGGCAAAAUCCAGGCUGGCAAAGAUGCGCUUCUCCGGCGAAAGCGACGAGGACUCCGACCAGGUCGACGACUUCAUGGUGUCCGCUCGGCGGGCAAAG
Molecule: messenger RNA, 429 nt
Organism: Symbiodinium necroappetens
Lineage: Eukaryota; Dinophyceae; Suessiales; Symbiodiniaceae
Source: the annotation of a GenBank genome assembly